GAGUGAAUGACGAGAUCGGUAUCAUCUACUCCGACAAUGCCCCAGAACUCAAAGACGUCGACGAUCAGGGGGGAGAGCCUCCAAAGCCGGAGGACCCAAAGAGCCUUCCGAAGGGAAGUGCCGAGGGUUACAACUGGGAUGGUGUGCGUCUUGUCAGAAACAAGAAGGGUUCUAAGCGACCUCCCGAUACCCCUUCAGAGUUUUGGCAUAUGUAUUCUGCUAAGCAAAGAGAGGAGGACAUCGCCCGCUAUCAGCGGAAGGUCGAGCUAGAGGAGGAACGUUUGCGUAAGGAACGGGAAGCAGAGGCACCCGCCAUGCCCGUCGUCCAUGGGGAGCUCAGUCAAGAACAUCGUGAAAGAAUUGCCUUACUGUUUUGGGAUAAGUUAGCCGAGGUUGCCGAGCAACAGCUUGCAUUAGUGGCUAGACUUGUCUCGCAGUCUGAGGUUGAAAGAACACCUGAUGCUAAAGCUGCAAUGGACAAAGAGUGGAAGAAAUUAGUCGACAAAGCGUGUUGGUUGACUAAGAAGGCUAGAGAGUACAAGGACGUGAUCCGAGAACACCAGGCCCAGGGCACCAAGGCUCACUUCGGGAGAAUCUUCGAAAUAUGCUCCCAAAAGGGAUCCGAACUUCCUGAUGGAGAUCCAAACAAGAAGUGGAAGGGACGUAGCGUGUUUCAGGGCAACAGGGUUUCAGAUGAAAACAACGAUCACGCUAUUUUCUCCGAGCUAGGUUCCAGUCCCGCAUCUAUGGAAGCUGGUAAAAUUAUAGAUGUGUUUGGGAGCCAGCCAGGAUAUUCCAAACAGCAAGGGGACGCUAAACAAGCAUACACCCAGGCCUUGUUUGAUGGUGUUGAGACGUGGGUUCGUCUCCCACGCAACCGAUGGCCUAAGGAAUGGGAUGGCAUGAACGACCCAGUAUGUCCGCUGAGGCUCGCCUUGUACGGCCACCCAGAUUCCAGAGGACUUUGGGAAAGACACUGUCAGCAGGAACUUGAAAAGGUUGGGUGGACUGCUGUAUUACCAGAGAUAUGGCAAUCUGUGUUCUAUCAUGCUGAGUUGGAUCUUCUUCUUGUCAUUUACGUGGAUGACUUUAAGAUGGCUGGUCCUGAGGGUAAUUUGGACAAAGGCUGGGAAACUAUCAAUAGCGUAAUCGACAUGGACCCUGCAGAGCUCUUCGGGAGGUACUUUGGGUGCAAUCAUCACGAGCAACGACAGGUCAUGCUGUCUCGGGAUGAUCAUCCAUUUGCGUAUGUGUUUGAUAAGAAAACCAAUGCAGCAGCCGGCCUAGCGGCUGAGCCGUCUAGGACUGAGGAUUAUUGGGAAAUUGACCUUGAGCUAGGUGCUGCAGUCAAACAUCAUGUGUACCCCCGCAAACGACUCUACGUUCCGACCAUGGAGGAUUCAAAGAACUUCCCAGGCAUCGGCUCCGACAGGAUUACAGUUCCUGAUUCAGGCGAGCAGAUUGAAGAUGUGGUUCAUGACAACGUAGGUGCCAAAAGAAAAGAAUGGUGGGUCGGUAGUACGUACUUUCCUCUGGUCGAAAACCCAGACUUCGCUCAGUCCGUAGCAGCAGCUGCAGCUAAGAAGAAAAGUAAAGGCGCUAGAAGCAAAACUGAAGCCAAACGUGAAGCCAAGCAGGAAAGGUUCAAAGACCCCUCGACUAUUGAGCCCGAGGUGAUUCCUGCGAUGACAAAGCUUGUCAACAUCAUGACAUAUGACAUGCGUGACUUUCUUUCCUCCUGUGUUGACCGAUACUGUGAACUAGCUGGUGUGCAGCGAAGUACCCUGAAGCAUGUGGCUACUCCAUUUCACGAAAACCGUAUUGCCAAGCCGGCAGCGGAAGACGAGCCACAAGGGCAGCUGCAGCCCAUAGCUAGCAAAGUAUUGAUGAAGAUCCUAUUUGCCGCCCGGAUGGCCCGAUGGGACCUUCUUCGUGCAACUCAGGGAUUAGCUUCAAGGGUCACGAAGUGGUCGCGUGAUUGCGACGUGGCUUUCCAUCGGUUGGAGCCUAUCCCUAUCCUAACAAAGUUCGAUCCUGAGUUGGAUGAGAUCCGCUACGGUGGAGAUGCGAAUGGAAGGUCUGUGGCCAACCUUAACUCCCUCAACGUUCAUCUCAGCCCCAAAUUCAAAGUUCAACUGUAG
Symbiodinium pilosum is the source of this 2141-nucleotide messenger RNA. The record is from the annotation of a GenBank genome assembly. Lineage: Eukaryota; Dinophyceae; Suessiales; Symbiodiniaceae.